AUGGAAUUACGGAAUGAUGAUGCAAGGAGUGAUUUGACAGGAGAUGAUAAAAAGAACGGGGUAGAAAGAUUGUUAAGCAAGCAAGUAACACGAACCAUAUGCUCUAAUAAAACUGGUGAGAGUAAAACAAAGAGCCCAUAUAAUGGUGAUAAUGAUAAUAAAUAUAGUAAUAGUAAUAGGAAUGGUAAUAGUAAUGGUAAGACUAAUGGUAAUAGGGGUAAAUAUGAUAGUGGUAAGGAAAAAGAGAAGAACGAAAAAAAGGAAAUGAAUAAUCGAAAGGGUAAUGAAAAGUUAAAUGGCGUGAAUCCCAUCGAAAAAGAAAAUAAAUCUUACCAUAAAAAUAAGACGAAUGAAAAAAUGGUUACAAAUAAAGGAAUAGAUGAUAAAGAUAAUAGUAUAAAUUAUAAAAGAUUAAGAAAAAAGUUGAAUAAUUUAAAUUAUAAAGAAUCUUUAUGUGUUUCUUGUAUCCCAUUAGUUCAAAUAAUUUUUGAUGAUCUAAUUCAGGCAAUUCAAAAUUUUCAGAAACUGUCAGAUAAGUAUGAACAGUUACAGAAGAAGUAUAAAGAAUUAGUAAAUGAGAAGAAAGAUAUAAAGUUAGAAUUGGACACAAAGGAGAGGAGAAAUAAAAUAGAGAAUGGUUUAUUUUUGAGCGAAGAAUAUGACAAGUAUGAUACGACACAAGACAAGGAAAGUAGGACAGAUGGUGAAAGAAGUGAUAAAUCAGAUGACAGAACGAAUGACAAGCGUAGUGGAAAGGAUAAUGAAUCGAAUAAAGGCACUACCAGAAAAGAAUAUGAAGAUGAAAUAGCAGAACUUCGAAAAAAAGUCGAAGAAGAAAGCAAAUUAAAAGAGUCUUACAUGACAGAAAACAAAAAAUUAAAAUUUAAUUUGGUCAUAUUACAAAAUGAGAAAAAAGAAAAUUUAGAUGAGCUCACCGAUGAUUUAUGUGAUGAUAACCUGUCUUGUUUUAAGAACAGAACAAAAUCAUUUGAUGAUUUUGAAUUAGAUAAUAAAAAAAGAAAGAAAGAAAAAGAGAAAUAUAAAAGGGAAAAUUCCAUAAUAAAUGAUCAUACUUUAUCGUUAGGAAAGGAAUUGUCUUAUUACAAAAAUUUAUGUAAGGAAUUCAAAAUGGAGAUAGAAAAAAUGAAAAAUGAUUCCUCUUACCAUAUGAACAUCAAAAUGGAUGAUAAUGAGUUGGAUAGUUCUAACGAUUAUGAUAAGGAGAACCAAGUUUCCAGGGAAAAAAGGAGCAAACAUCCCCACCCUACUAGCCAACAUGCAGUUGAGGAAAAAAAUUUAGAAAUAAAAUAUUUAAAAAAACGAUUAAACGAAUACGAAAUAGAAAUUAGAAAACUCAAUGAAUUAAGAAUGAUAAAUGGAAUAAAAGAACAAAAGACAUUUAUAGACAGGGGAUCAGUAUAUGAUGAAAGCACUGUAAACGAAAAUUAUCCUAAUGAUCUUAAAAGCUGUAAUUUUGAAGUGGCAGAUGAUAACGUAAGUGCUGAUGCAAGGACGAAAAAUGAAGAUUCAGUUAAUGAUAUAAACAAUUUAAAUAAAAUUAUAAAAACAAGAAAUAACGAAAUUUACCAUUUAAAAAAUAGAGUGCUUCUAUUAGAAACAGAGUUGCAAGUUAAAAAUGACUCAGAAAAUAAGUACAAGGAAAAGUUGAACACAAUGAAUGACGGGGAAAGGAGCAAAAAAAGGAAUAAAAAGUUAAUAAAUUGUGACCUGAACAGGUCAGAAGAUAGUACAGUUGAUUAUGGCGAUGUAGGUGCAGACGAUGUAAGUGAGUGUGAUGCUGGUGUAAGCGACGCAUGUGCAGAUGAUGCAGGUGCGUAUGAACGUUCCACAAAAUUAAGCACAUUAAAAAAGGAAAUGAAACUAAAAGAGGAGGAAAUAGAAGAACUCGGAUUACUAUUGAAUGAUCUAAAAAAAGAAUUAAAAGAAGAAAAGAAGAGAAGUGAGAAAUAUGAAAAACAGUAUAAUGAAGAGAAAAGUGAGACUGCUAUACUAAAAGAGGAACUUAAAAAUUUAGAAAAAGAGAUAGAGAUGAAAGAAAGCGAAUUUAAUUUAAAUAAGAAUACCAUAAACAAUUUAAAAUUAGAAUCAGAUGAAUUUAAUAACACCAUUUCUUGUUCAAAUGAGACGAAAAAACAAUUGACAGAUUAUAUACAUAAUUUAUUAAACAAGUUGAGUGAAUCUAAUGAUAAAAUUGAUGAAUUAAAAGAUAAUAAUAUAUUACAGAAACAAAAAGUUGAAGUGUAUAAAAAAGAAAUAAAAAAAUUAAAAGAUGAUUUAAUAGAUUCUAGUAAUCAAAUAGAUGAAUUUGCAUCUUUGUUAGAUAAAAAAGACGAGGUUAUAGAAAAUUUUAAAUGUAAAAUAGAAAAUAUAAAUAAAGAAUACGGAGAGUUAACCAUAAAAUAUAAUGAGAUAUUAAAAGAGAAUAAGAAUUUACAAAUUAUGAACACUUCUCAUAAUGCUAAUAGCACUUUAAUUAUUCAACAAUUACAACAAGAAAUUCAAAUAUUAAAUGUUACUAAUAAUCACUUAAAAAAAAUAGAAGAUGAUUAUAAAAUAGUUUUACAGGAAAAGACGAUAAUUGAAGAUGCAGCUAUAAAAAUACAAACAGAAUUAAAAAAGUCAGUUGAUAAAAUUAAAAAUCUAGAGACAUACAUUCAGACAUUGUCUGUAGAAAUAACUAACUUGAAAACACAAAGAGAUGAUUCACUAGAUGCAUUAACAAAAGUCGCUAUUGAUAAAACGCAAUAUGAAAAUGAACUAAUACAAAGUAAAAAUAUUGUUCUUGAAUUAAAAAAACAAUUAAAUGAAUAUGAAAACAACGUCAAAUUUGUUCAGAAUAAUAUUAGUGAAAUAAAUAAAAUGCAUCUUAAAAAAGAAGAACUAGAAAUUAUUUUAAAAAAUGAAAUUAAAUCUUUAAGAGAAAAUUUAAAUGAAAAGACAAUUAAAUUAGAACUUUUACAAGAAAAAGAAAAUAAGUUUGAGCAAAAUACUAUGGCCUAUAACGAAUUUCAGUUAGAAGCUCAAAAGAAAUAUAAUUCUUAUGAAAAAAUUAUAGAAAAUUUAAAAAAAGAAAUUGACGAGUUGACCAUAAAUAAUAAUGAUAACAUAAUAAUUAUAGAAAAAUUAAAAAAUGAGCUAAAUGAUCAAGAGAAGAAAAACAGCAUGUACAAUUUUACGAAAACAUUUUUGCAAAACCAGGAUGAACCAGUAAAUGAUAUAAGAAGUAGGAAUGACGACAGUUCUCUCAAGCGUGAAAGUAGCUCUGUCCCUUCUGAUAAAAAAAGUCGCUAUGGCAUCAAUGGAAGCGGGGUGGAUCUCACCAACGGAUACAAUAACGAGAGAAGUGUUAGGGGCAAUGAUAGAGAUAAUAGUAGAGGAAAUAAUAGAGGAAGCAGUAGACACAAUAGCAGAGACAGUAACAGACUUAGUGAUUGCGUUAAAAAUAGCUAUAGAGAAUGUAAGAACGAUCGCGAUUAUACCUAUGAAAGGGAAGAAAACAAAAAAACAAAGAGCAACGAAUCUGAUGAAGUAUUUUUUAAAAUGGAUUCUGAAAACGCGUGUUCCAAGGAGGAAGACAGUAUUUACGACUACAAUGAUGAUUUUACCAUUUUCAUCAAUUCGAAUAGAAAAAGUUUUAGUAAAAAGUUAAAUAAUCAGACAAAUGAAAGGCAAAGGACAAAGAGUAGGAGUGAAAGCAAAAAUAUAAUAGAUAAUUUAAGUGAUACAAGGAAUGAAGAAACGUGUAUACUGAAAAAUAGCUUAUGUGAACUAGAGAAAGAAUACGGUUUAACCAGUAAAGAGAAAAAUGAUAAGAAAAUAAAUAGUAGUAUGGAAGGGGAAUACAAUAAGGGAGAAGAAUAUAAUAAAAAAUAUAAGCUUGUAGAUGAGAAUAAAUCCCAAAUGAAUGAAAAAUUGAUAAAUUAUUCAGACAGCUCUUCUAGUGGUAAAAGUUUAAAUACUGAUUUCUUAUCAUUUAGCAAAAAACCUAAAAAGAAAAAAGUAUCAAAUGGUGAUGCGGACAAAAAUAAGAAUCAUUCCAUUACGUCGUUAAAGGAAUUAAGUAUAUCGUCUGUGAAUAACUCGAAUAAUAUGCACAGUUCGAAUAAUGCGAGCAGUGCGAACAAUACAAAUAAUAUUAGUGUAAAUAAUAAUAUUAAUGAUAUUCGUAGUAAGAAUAAGGAGGGGGGUAAAGAUAAAGCACAUGCCAACAUUGAUGAUUAUAGUUUUAGUGAAAACUCCUCGUCGUACUUAGGUAACCACGACAUAUCUUUGUUCAGUAGCUCGAAGAUAAAAAAGAUGUUCAACUUAAGCACGACGCAUAACAACAACAGUAACAACGAAAGUAAAAAUGAUAGUAAAAACAAUUACAGCAAUAACAAUUACAGAAAUAAAAAUAAUAAAAACAAUGAUAGUAACAAUGAUAGUAAUAAUGAUAGUAACAAAAGUAAUAAUCACAAUAAUAGUAGCAGUAAAAACAAAGAAGGCAGUAAAAUAACGAAAUAUUUGAAAUUAAAAAGUAGUAAUAAAAAUAAUACGUACGAUAUAUACGACAGUAGGGAUAAGAAGUUUAAAACGAGGAGAAACGAAUCUUAUGAUGACAUAAUAUUUGACUUAAAAAGAAAUACAUCUUUUAGGGAAUAUGAAAAUAAAGAACAAAUAGGAAAUGAAAAAUGUAUAUUAAAAAGGAGUUAUAAAAAAAAGUACUCAAAGAAAUAUGAUAUCGAAUAUUCUAACCCUACUGUUGAUGGAAAAUCAUAUUUUGAAAAAGAAAGAAAAAAAAAAAUGAAAAACAAAUUACCUAAUGAGAAAAAUGAUGACAACAGAUAUUCUACAUAUAAUGCCAAAAAUGAUGAAAGUGAUAAAGAUAAGAAUUAUAUAGAAGACGAAGAUUAUAGAAGUGAAAAAAAGAAAAAGAACUUGUUAAUAUCAAGUUAUGACAUAAAACAUUCUAAAAAUAGCCUGGAUUAUUCUAGCAAUAAGAGACAACUCAACAAGAUUGACAAGCUGCAAACUUCCAGUGGUCAUAAUAAAUUAAAAGAAGACGGAAAUGUAAGUAUUAGCGGAAAUGGAAAUAUAAGCGGAAAUAGAAAUAUAAGCGGAAAUAGAAAAUAUAGAAAUGAUACUAACUACAAUUCACUAUCGAAUAUAUCAAAAAGUAGAGGAGACAACAAAAAUACAUAUGAAAGUAAACAAAUAUAUGAAAGUCAAAGUACCAAUAGCCGAAACACUAGUAAUGAUAAUGUAAAAGACAAGAAGGGAUAUAAUUUUAUUUCUCAAACCAGUUAUGAAGCUAAUAGUAACACUAGUAGUGUGCUACUGGAUUCUGUGAGUUCUGACUUUUCUCACAAUGUUAGUGUGGACAGAUAUAAUAUAUCUAGUAGAAAAAAUAUUAAUGAUGAAUCGAGCCAUUUAAAUUACGACAGUAAAAUGAAGUAUAAUAAUAGUAAUAGUAUUUUAUAUAGUUCUAAUGACUCCCAUAUUGUGAGAAGAGAGCAGGAUUUAAUACUGCAAAAUAGUUAUAGUAGAAAUUAUAGAGACGAAAAGCACGGUAAAAUUGAUGGAAGCGAUAAUAGACACGACAGAAUUGACAAUAAUAAGAAGGACAUACAUAGAAGAGAAGAGAAAAAUUCUUAUGAUAAUUUAAGUUCACCUUAUGAUGAAAAAAAUAAUAGUACUUUUGAAAAUUUGAGUAACAGAAGAGAAGAAGUAAAUACUGGAAAUGAUGUAAAUAAGGAACAAGGGAAAAACAGAUUAAAAAUAAAACAAGAAUUAUACAAUAAAUACAUGAAUGUUUUGAAAAGUUUAAAGAGCGAAGAAUUAGACGCUUCUGCAAAUACAAGUAACAACAGAACAAUUGACUUGACCAAUGAUUUUACGAAAACACAAGAAAAUUCUACUUCCAUUUUAUCUUCAUCCAAAACAUUGCAGAAAGAUAGUUUGCUUAGUAAUCUAUCAAAAUUUAAAUUAAACGAAGACCUUCAUGAGUUUAGCUGUGACCCUCUGACAAUUAUUAAACCUAUUGAAGAAUCCAACAGGGAACCUUUUUAA
This is a messenger RNA of Plasmodium malariae, 6069 nucleotides long. Its product is annotated as conserved Plasmodium protein, unknown function. The transcript has a single exon. The record is from RefSeq and is a predicted model, not a curated record. Bases 1 to 6069 code for a protein of 2022 amino acids. Lineage: Eukaryota; Apicomplexa; Aconoidasida; Haemosporida; Plasmodiidae.